UCCAGUCAUAUUGUAAUCGCCUUGACGGACACAAGUUGGCGAAUAUCGCACGUUACUAAAAAGUGCUAGCAAAAUUUAGUGACUAAAAUAACGUAGAAUUAUAUUUUUUCUUUUGACAUUAAAAUAUUAAGACUCUAUAAAUUAAUUUACAAUAAAACGUGCCCUAAGUGACUUUCUGUACAACUAUAAAGUGUAUUGUGAUUUGUGUAGUGAAUAUACACGUGUGUUGAAAUAUAAACAAAUUGAGCCUUAACAUUCAACAAUCAUUAUACUCGCGUUAAAAUAAUAAGAUUUCAACGAUUUCUUCAAUCACGUUAAAAGGUGUAUUAGAACUUCUAAUUCAAUUAUCUUAUCAGGUAAUUGAUCACAGGAAACUAUUCACAUUAUCUACAAUCAGUAAGGGCUAACCGUGAUUAGCUUGCCUUGAUUUUAAAUUGUUGACGCAGAUUUACUUUAAAUAUAGAUAAAUGUACGCGUCUAUAAUCCAGUGACUAUAAUCGCAUGAUUGAUCAAAGUUCAGUUCCAAACCAUCAGACAUCCAUUGAUGUCUGAAGACAAUGGACACCAAUCGGGACACUGUUUACGAAAAUCGAAAAAUCGUUGAGAGAGAAGAGAAAGUUAAAAGCAGAGGUUGCUGGAAUAAAUUCAAAAGUUUAUUCGAUGCAAGGGGAUUCGAUUUAGCUUAUGAAUAUACUGAUUCAAACUCUGUGACGAGUUAUAGACCAGUUGAUGGAAAAGCCGCCGCAGCUAAUACAGGUAGAAAGUCUAUAAGCAAUAGUGAAGCGAGUAGUGUUGAUGAUGAUUCGAAUAAUUUCUAUGAACAGUUUGCUAAUUAUGGCGAUGAUGCAAAAAAUGAUGUAGAUCUGUUCAGAAGAUCUUCGGCUUUUAAACGUGUAUCAAUGCGGCCUAGUCUGUAUUUGACUAACAUAAUUGAAGAGACGUCUAGCAGCGGAGAAGUGGAGGUUCAUGAAGAGGAGGAGAACAGGUCGCCGCCGCCUGCGCACGUCCCUUCUGCCCUCCUCUAUGCACCUCCGGAACCGCUAGAGUUGUUAUGCGUUUUCCCGGAGCGAGCGUCGCGCGUUUGCGCAGCCGCGUGCGCAGCGGCUACACGCGCGGGCGGCGAAGCGCGGUCCGUGCGAAGCGCGCGCGAGGCGAUAGAUGCCCUGCGACGCGACGGAGACGCGCGGAUACCACACGUUGUGGUGGUGGACGCGCGAACCCCGCAAUCGCUUGACGCUUUGCUACUUGCUAGGGCGAUGCGAGGAACAAAGAACACUCAACACUUAAUUCUCAUAGCAGUUGUGAAGAAAAGUGCUUACCUCAAGGAGGACUUUGCUGUGUUGCCCUAUUUAGAGGCCGGUUACAACAGGGUAAUGGUUGAGACUUUGGGAGCGACCGCGUGGUGUGGUGAAAUGUUGCAAGCGCGCGCAGCGGCCGCGUCUGCACGCGCGCAGAUCUCCGCCAUCGCCGCGUUAGCCGCUGCCACCGACCGCUCCAGGGAUCUCGUGGCCGUUACUGAUGAUCAGCAGAGGAUACUUCUGACCAACAAGUCCUGGUGCCGAGUGCUCGGUUGGCGCGGUGAGGAAGGCCCUAAGCCGUUGAUGGAGACCGCCGGUGGCGAAGCCCUACGAUUGGCGACCACUGGCGUACGAGAUUGGGAGGCACCCGUCACGCUGCGACGAAGGGCCGCUCCGGACCCCAUAUUAUUGCCUUGUAGAGGUGCUACGGUAGCUCUUUCAAGGAGCACAUCCCACAUAGUGUUCGUCUGCGAGCACACCAACGUGGUGGAAGGCGAGAGAGCCCGUGGGUCCCUGCACUCCAUCAGGCGAGGGUCGCUGGACGUCCGCUCGGUGGCGUCAGAUGGUCUGCGACGGACUUCGCUAGCGAAACUGCAGGGUCUGCCAUUGGAGGCUCCGAUAACCAAGGUCAUAGCCCUCCUGUCAGCGGCUACGGAAGGCGCGCCACCGUCGACCGUGGCGUGCAUAGAGCGCGCAGUCGACAUGCUGAGAACGUCGGAACUGUACUCGCCGCAGAUGAAGGACGAGCCCAAACUGAGGGUGGAAGACCCGAUCGCGACCGACCUCAUUGGCGCACUCCUGUCUGUGAGUCAGGGGCCAACCAACGUGCUGUCGUCUCGAAGGAGUAGCAACGACUCCACCGUGGUCCGCUCACAGACCAACAGGGCGAAUAUCAAACACAAGGCAUCAGGCCAAGUUCGCGAGCUCCUCGACACAGCUCUGAGCUGGGACUUCGAGAUCUUCCGCCUGGAGGAGCUCACACGAAACAGGCCGCUUGCGCACCUUGGACUGACCCUCAUGGGGGGCAGGUUCGAUGUCUGCGGCACCCUGGAGUGCGAUGAACGGACUCUGCUGCACUGGCUGACUGCUAUAGAAUCAAACUACCAUUCCACCAACACGUACCACAAUUCGACGCAUGCUGCUGAUGUGCUUCAGGCCGUAGCAUACUUCCUCGAGAAGGAGCGCCUGAAGUCCCUCCUGGAGCCCCUGGAGGCGGCGGCGGCGCUCAUCUCCGCGGCCGCCCACGACAUCGACCACCCCGGGACGUCCUCCGCCUUCCUCUGCAACUCGCGGCACCCACUGGCCAUCCUGUACAAUGACGUCAGCGUCUUGGAGUCACACCACGCCGCUCUCACCUUUAAGAUUACUCUCAAUGAUGAGCGCGUGAACAUAUUCAAGAAUCUCGACCGCGAUACUUUCAAGUCGAUGAGGCACAACGUCAUCGACAUGAUCCUAGCCACGGAGAUGACCAAGCAUUACGAGCAUCUCGCCAAGUUCGUCAACGUCUUCUACGCCACAUCCACUGGCAGUAAAGAAGACGGCAUGCAGACUGAGGAACCUUUGGCGUUGGACACAACAGCGUUGUCGCAGCCAGAGAACAUGGUGUUGGUGAAGAGGAUGAUGAUUAAGUGUGCUGACGUGUCCAACGCAUCUAGGCCACAAAAAUUCGCUUUUGAAUGGGCAAGAAGGAUCGCAGAGGAAUACUUCCUUCAGACGGACGAGGAGAAAGCCAAAGACUUGCCGGUGGUGAUGCCGAUGUUCGACCGCGCCACCUGCUCCAUCCCGCGCUCGCAGCUCGGCUUCAUCGACUACAUCAUCAUCAACAUGAUGGAAGCUUGGGCUGCGUUCAUCGACAUGCCGGAGCUGGUGUCGCACGCGCGCACCAACCACGCGCGCUGGCGCGAGCUGGACGAGGCGGGCGUGUGCUCCGUGGGCGACGUGCUGCGCGCGCAGCGCCUGCUGCAGCCGCUCACCGCCGCCGCCACCGCCGCCACCGCGCAGCCCACCGCCGAGGAGUAACCGGGGAGCAGUACUGCCGUGGUAUAACUAAAAUGCCGUUAUCUGACAUCAGGAUUUUCACCUUUUUUACCAGUAGAAUAAGAAAAAAAAAUCUCUUUCGAUCUAUAUAUACGACUUUUUGGUACCUUUAAGUCAUAAAUAGGCGUUCUCAUUGAAGAAUGGCAUCAGUUUAAAUUUUUAUCGCAUUUUUGACGUUUUACUUAAAACAAGGAUUUGGCAGAUAACGGCAUUUUAGUUAUACCAAGGCAGAGUAGCAGGUAAACGCGUCACCCAUUUGGCGGGAAAAUGUAACAGUGACGACAUUGACGUAAGACGUGCGCGCGCAGCGGCAGUUACAACCUGCCAGUACUGAAAAACACAGCUGAGGGAUGAAUGGAAGAAGAUGGAAACCGUUUUUAGGUUAUAACGUCGCCAAUUUGGCGGGAAGAAACGUGCGAAAAAGAACUUUUUAAUUUGAACUUGAUCAGAUGACAGCAUUGCUAAGAUCAUGCACGCGCACUGACGCUGUCUAAAAAACAUCAAGAUACUGCAUCCAACGAUGAUAAAACAUGUGCGUAAUACGAAAAAGCCUUCGAAAAAAUGCCGUAUCGCUCGCACAGACGCUGAUUCUAAGAUUGAGGCGCUCCAUGUGGACGUAAUUCACUUAAGUGGAGAUCAGCUCUAGCAGAUAUCACAAAUAACUCUAUAAACAGUAUGAAUUAAGUACAGAUCUUGUUCAAUGUUUUACUACAGAUCAUUGGAACUCGGUUACUACUUGUGAACUAACUUUGUAAACGGUCUGCAAAGUUAAGCUUUGGCGUAAAAUUGUAAGUCUUCCCAAAUACAUAGACUCAACUUGUCUUGAAUAUUUGGAUUUAAAAGUUUGGAUCUUGUAAGAAAAAGGUCUAUAUUGUAAGACGUAAAAAUAUCAAAAAUAUUGUGGUUGAUCUUUAUAUCUACCUACUUUAGCAGUCAGUAUAUGUUAAAGUUAUACGAUAUUAUAGAUGCUCAUACCUUUUAAAAUACAGGGCAGAAUUUAAUACAGUAGGUGCUAACUCAUAUCUAAAUUUUUUUUUUUUUUUUAUACGGGACAAAAUAUCUACAAUUAAACAAAAUAUAGACAUAUCUAAAAUUGUUUGAAAUCAUGAGCAGAAUAUGUCAACUGCUUGAAAUAAUAAAUCCUUUCAUCUUUUGAUACUUUGGUAUUCUCAUGUUGAUUGGGCAUCACUUACAGUAUUUACUCAUUCCUUCCAUUUCCCAUUAUCUUUAAUUUACGUCUUUGAUUUACCUACUUUACUUAAUCAUAUACAAAGUUUUUAGAUUAUUUUAAAUUCUACCCUCGUAUUUAAGGCUAUUCAUCUGAUAUGGCUUAAUCUGCCAAAGCACAAAAACGGACGGAACUAGACGAAUCGUUAUUGUUACGGCUGGUGUAUGAAUGUGAUUUUAUAUAGGAAUAGACUAGUAGGAAUUCAUCAUGCGAGAAUUUGGUGCCUAUAUCAAAGUGUCAAAGAACGGUUAUUGAAUAACUAGUGAAAUUGGGAAUUUCGAAUUCUGAUUGUGAACUGGAUAUGGUAGGUAGAACGGCGGGAUCAAGGGAGCCAAGACUUGAACCUUGUAUGUCAACGUUAAAAGUCUGAAACGGAUCACUGGCACGCUCGAUGCCUAACGGAUGUGUCCGAAAAUACGCUUAUUUUAUACUUAUUAUAUCCGUGUUAGUAUAGAUAUCAUGAGAAUCAUACUGAUAUCUACAUUUUUAAGUACUAGUAUUUUAUUAAUAUUUAGAGUAUAUUGUAUCAAAUGUUUACUAUACAUGUAUCAUAUUUGGAAUUUCAUUGAUAUGUAGACAACUGGCGUUAUCCUGUAUCUUACGAAGGAAAUGUAACAGUUGUCGUGUAACACGGGUAGGUAUCUUAGUUUGUUGUCUAAUAUUUUAAUAUGUACAAUGAAAUCCGUGAUAUAAGUGCCAUAUAACACUUAUUGGCACAAUAUAAUCCAUUCAGUAGUUUUAAGAGUGAAGUAAACAGCAUUUCUCAUGCGAAUCAUGACAACAUGGUUUCACAACACCUUUAAGUUUGUUAUAUUUCUAUACUAUUGUCAGUUUUCAUCACCUAUGUGCAUGGUAAAUGUCUGCCAAAACUUUCUACUGUUUACUUAUAUAUUACCUUUAAAAUUAAAAAAAUUGGUCCAUUUUACACUUGAGCUUUCGAAGAUUCCUAUUUUUAUACUAAACUUUUUGUAGUGUACCGACUCUUUCGGCCUCAUAUCAAAAUUCCAGUCUAACUUAUUUUAUACUAUACCUUGGAUUUGGAACAGAUAAACUACAUUUUUAAAUUUUUAUUUCAUUCCUGAUGGAUUAUGGUGUUUAAAUAUUUUAUAUUUAAUUAUAAAAUAAAUGUUGACGUUAUUUAUGAUAAAAAUGAUAUAUUAGGUCACCUGAAUAUUUCUAAAUAUAAUUUAUUAUAUUCGAAUAAGGUGUAACGUAUUUUUAAUGAUAGGCAAUUACUAAAAUAUAUAUUCGUCUUUAUGACGCUGGUAUGAUAAGUUAACUUUAUCCCGUAGUUAAUUAAAUAUUGAUAUAGUAUGAUUACGCUUCCUUGUGCUCAAUGUUGAUACAAACGGUCUAAAGUUAUAUAUUCUUCUGUAAUUAUAAACUGUUUAGUACCUAUUAUACAUUAUAUGAAAUUUUGCUACCGCUAAAAUAUAUCUAUUAUAAGUGACAGUGUUCAAUCUCAUGAUAAAAUAGUAUGAAAUUACCAAAACGUACUUUUACGGCUACUAACACUGAUUCUAAUUAGUUAGAUAAAUUAAAAUUAUUAAUUUUAUAGUUAGCUCAAUUUGUGUCAACGGAUGUUGGUGAAAAUUCAGAAAAAAAACAAUGUGUGAAAGUUACGGCGAGGCCACAUCUGCUUUACUAAUUGAAUGUUUAUUUAUGUUAAAAGUAAUCAGUAAGUUCUUAAAUGUUUGCGAGUAACCUAUCUUGUAAGGUUGAGGGGGCUGGACCCCAUAUUUAACUGCGGAUAUGACUGUUGUGAUUUUUUAAGCGGAGGCAUGCGUUACUGUAAUAAUUAUUAAUGUAUUUAUUAUAAUCACUUCCUAAACAGACGCAUCGCUUUAAUAUCGCGACUUGUGUUAACUGUAACUUAAACCUGAAAACUGUGCAUCUUCUUCAUUACGUCAAAUAAUCCGUUAUUAAAGCGAUGUUAUUUUUUGCAAAUAAAAUGAACUAUUGAAAACAUAAUGCUUAAGAUUUAAUUCCAUCAUCAAUUUGAUCUGAUAAAUACUAAAAUAUUAUAUCCUUGUGUUUAUAUCUAUUAUAUGAAACACUGUUCUCAACGCAUACCGUGUUGUGGUGGAAUUACAACUUAUUUAAAUUAACUGAAUGGUCGUAUGAAAUGAUUGAAGUUGUUAAGUGUUGUAAAUAAAGAAAUAA
Molecule: messenger RNA, 6726 nt
Organism: Amyelois transitella
Lineage: Eukaryota; Metazoa; Arthropoda; Insecta; Lepidoptera; Pyralidae
Gene: Pde8
Product: high affinity cAMP-specific and IBMX-insensitive 3',5'-cyclic phosphodiesterase 8
Exons: 16
Coding region: 558-3317 (919 amino acids)
Biological process (GO): signal transduction; positive regulation of ERK1 and ERK2 cascade
Molecular function (GO): 3',5'-cyclic-nucleotide phosphodiesterase activity
Source: RefSeq, a predicted model, not a curated record